Molecule: messenger RNA, 906 nt
Organism: Miniopterus natalensis
Lineage: Eukaryota; Metazoa; Chordata; Mammalia; Chiroptera; Miniopteridae
Source: RefSeq, a predicted model, not a curated record
AUGUCAACUGGAAUCAAGGUCUUUCUGGUAGUGGCAACAGGAGAAGUCAUCUUAGGAAUGCUAGGAAAUGGGUUCAUUGGACUGGUGAACUGCAUGGAAUGGGUCAAGACUGGGAAGGUUUCCUCAGCUGACUUCAUUCUCACCAGCUUGGCUAUGGCCAGAAUCAUUCAACUGUGGGUAAUACUGUUGGAUGCAUUUAUAAAGGGGCUAUAUCCACAUCUCUAUGCUACUGGUAAACUAGCAGAAGUGGUUUCCAUUCUUUGGGCAUUAACUAAUCACCCAACUACCUGGUUUGCCACCUGCCUGAGCAUUUUCUACUUCCUUAAGAUAGCCAAUUUCUCCCACUCCUUUUUUAUGUGGCUGAAGUGGAGAGUCAACAAAGUGGUUCUUGUGCUUUUCCUGGGGUCUUUCUUCUCACUGCCUGUUAACCUUUUAAUGCAGGACACUCUUAGUGACUGGAUGAAUACCUCUGUUAAAAGAAAUAUGACUUUGCCGUUGGAUAUAAAUACAGUUUUCUAUCUUAAAAGUCUUCUCCUUACUUUGCCCUAUGUGAUCCCCUUUUUCCUGUCUCUGAUCUCUUUGCUCCUUUUAUUUCUGUCCUUGGUGAGACACACCAAGAAUUUGCAGCUCAGCCUGACAGGCUCCAGGGACUCCAGCACAGAGGCCCUUAGAAGGGCCAUGAAAAUGGUGACCAUCUUCCUCUUCCUCUUCAUCACUUACACUGUUACUAUUCUAACAGCAAGUUGGAUCUUUACUAAGGAACAGACAUAUCAGGGCAUGUUGCUUUUCAUUAUGAUUACAGCUGCCUUUCCUUCAGACCACUGUUUUAUUAUAAUUUUGGGAAACAGCAAGCUAAGACAGAUUGCCUUGAGGCUACUGAGAAAAGCAAAACCUUUAACUUCAUAG